CACUCUGGUUGUAUCGAAAAGACCAAACCAACGGAAGUGUUAACCUGUGAAAUUUGAUUCUGCAUCCUCCUGUCUUCUCACUCCUCAUCGUUCGUAUCGUCGUUACACUCUGUAAUCUCAUUCUUAGACUUAAACUCUCUGUUCUCGAAUCCUCAGUCCUCCCUCCAUGGCUUCGUGUAGCCUAGGAGUUCCGAAGAUUAAAAUCUCAGCGGUGGAACUGAGUAGACUAAGAUCUGGAAGCUUACAGAUUCCUCACAGCCAAAGAUCAUUGUUUGUUCAAAGGCCGGUUAAGUACUUGAGUCUGAGGACAAGUGUUGGAUCUUUGAAAGCUGUCCAACUGUCUACUGUCACAGCUGCGGAAACAGCUGCUACUGUUGAAGUAGAAGAUGCUGAGAAGACCAAGUCAUCUCCGUUGAACGCUCAGCUUGUUCCCAACCCCUCCGAGGUGGAAGCUCUUGUCACUGAGAUAUGUGAUUCCUCAUCAAUUGCAGAGUUUGAACUGAAACUGGGAGGUUUCCGCCUAUAUGUAGCAAGGGACUUAGCUGACAACAACAUUAGUGAACCACAACCUCAGCCAGUUCCGGCUACCGUUGCUGCAAAUGCAGUUACCGAGAGUGCUGAUUCCAAUGGAUCAGCUUCCUCUACUUCAUUAGCCAUCACAAAACCAGCAUCUUCAGCUGCUGAUCAGGGUUUGAUUAUCCUCCAAUCUCCUAAAGUAGGAUUCUUCAGGAGAUCUAAAACCAUAAAGGGUAAACGCACUCCGUCCUCCUGUAAAGAGAAAGACCAAGUGAAAGAAGGUCAAGUUCUUUGCUACAUUGAACAACUCGGUGGCCAGUUUCCAAUCGAGUCUGAUGUUACCGGAGAGGUUGUCAAAAUACUCCGAGAGGAUGGAGAGCCUGUAGGAUACAAUGAUGCUCUCAUCUCGAUCCUUCCUUCCUUCCCUGGGAUCAAGAAGCUUCAGUAAAACCAAAUCCGAGCUUGGUUUUUGAGUUGUGAUACUGUGCCUUUGUGUGUAUGCUUUUAGAACAAAAUAAACUUCAUUCAUACCUCUCUGUGUUUCUGUUUUGUCUUUUUUUACUUGUCUGAAAGUUCCUCAAGACAUCUUAUACUAUUAAAGUACAAGCACAUUUGGAUUUUUACUCUGUUUACCCCUAUUAAAGAGGUUUUCUUUUGUAUUCAUUAAUGACAUUUUGGACAUUUUGCA
Messenger RNA from Raphanus sativus (radish), 1204 nucleotides. RefSeq lists its product as uncharacterized. The record is from RefSeq and is a predicted model, not a curated record. NCBI's taxonomy places the organism in Eukaryota, Viridiplantae, Streptophyta, Magnoliopsida, Brassicales, Brassicaceae. Bases 167 to 964 code for a protein of 265 amino acids. The transcript is spliced from 9 exons.